This is a messenger RNA of Emys orbicularis (European pond turtle), 7174 nucleotides long. It is a transcript of the gene RGPD4, whose product is annotated as RANBP2 like and GRIP domain containing 4. Gene Ontology annotation, cellular component: nuclear pore; cytoplasm. The coding region runs from base 104 to 6982 and encodes 2292 amino acids. Gene Ontology annotation, molecular function: GTPase activator activity; protein binding; peptidyl-prolyl cis-trans isomerase activity. NCBI's taxonomy places the organism in Eukaryota, Metazoa, Chordata, Testudines, Emydidae. The transcript has 29 exons. Gene Ontology annotation, biological process: protein folding; NLS-bearing protein import into nucleus; protein peptidyl-prolyl isomerization. The record is from RefSeq and is a predicted model, not a curated record.
GUAGGCGCAGCGCGAGCGAAGCUGGCGAGCAGGGGGCUCGAGGCGGCGUUUCGGUUUCGCUCAGUGAGUGAGCGGCGCGCAGAGCCCAGCGCGCGCCACAACCAUGAGGCGCAGCAAGGCCGAGGUGGAGCGGUACAUCGCCUCGGUGCAGGCCGCGGCCCCCUCCCCCAAAGAGAAAUCAAUGAAAGGAUUCUUUUUUGCUAAACUCUAUUAUGAAGCGAAAGAGUAUGAACUUGCUAAAAGGUACAUAUCUACUUAUCUUAAUGUUCAAGAGAGAGAUCCCAAGGCACACAAAUUUCUGGGCCAGCUCUAUGAAGCUGAAGAUAACAUAGAAAAAGCUGUGGGUUGCUAUAAGCGUUCAGUGGAGUUGAACCCAACACAAAAAGAUCUUGUACUGAAGAUUGCGGAAUUAUUGUGUGACAAUGAUGUUACAGAUGGAAGAACAAAAUACUGGGUUGAGAGAGCUUCUAAACUCUUCCCCGGAAGCCCUGCUGUUUACAGACUGAAGGAACAGUUAUUGGAUUGUAAAGGUGAAGAUGGAUGGAAUCAGCUUUUUGAUCUGAUACAAUCGGAACUCUAUGCAAGACCAGAUGAUGUCUAUGUAAACAUCAGGCUAGUAGAGCUCUACCGUUCAAAUAAAAGAUUGAAGGAUGCUGUGGCUCACUGUCGAGAGGCAGAAAAGAAGAUUACUAUGCGAUCAAGCUUGCAAUGGUGUUCGUGUGUUGUACAGACACUUAAGGAAUAUCUGGAAUCUGCACAGGACUCAGAGUCUGAAAAAAGUAUUUGGAGAAACACCAACAGAGAUCUGCUGCUGGCCUACUCCAACCUUGUGAUAAUGACACUUUCUACUAGAGAUGUUCAAGAAAGCAGAGAAUCACUUGCAAGUUUUGAUCACGCUCUUCAGUCUGUGAAACCAUAUGUGAAUGGGAAUGAUGAGCUGUCUAUUACAUUCCUGGAAAUGAGAGGUCACUUUUACAUGUAUGCUGGAACUCUCUUGUUGAAAAUGGCCCAGCACAGUGAGAAGCAAUGGAGAGCUGUAUCUGAACUGGCAGCUUUGUGUUACCUUAUAGCUUUUCAAGUCCCUAGACCAAAGACAAAACUACUAAAGGCAGAUCAAGCUGGACAAGAUAUGCUGGAAAUGUUAGCCUGUGAUCGACAGAGCCAGUCUGGUCACAUGCUGCUAAACUUAAGCCAUGGCAAGCAAGACUUCUACAAAGAGAUUGUGGAGUCUUUCGCAAACGAAAGUGGGCAAUCUACUUUAUUUGAUGCACUCUUUGAGAAUGGAGCUCCCAGAGAGAGAACUUUCCUUGGCACUGAUAAUAUCAGAAAUGUCUGUAUACAGGGACCAGACCGUGUGGAGCUAGGCAGAUAUGAUAUUGGCGCAAUUCGAGUGCACAAUGGUUGCCUCCAGCACCUUACGUGGCUUGGUUUACAGUGGAACUCCAUGUCAAUCUUACCUGAAAUACGCAAAUGGUUAAAACAACUUUUCCACUUGCCCCAGGAAACAUCAAGACUUGAGACCAAUGCUCCUGAAACAAUCUGUAUAUUGGACCUUGAAGUAUUUCUACUUGGAGUGAUAUUUACUAGCCACUUACAAUUACAAGAGACAUUUAAUACUCACUACAGUUCACAUCAGCCUCAAUUUUUACCUCUGCCAGUGAGCAAACAGCUCUGUAGUGAAAGGCAGAGAUCCUGGUGGGAUGCUGUUAAUAACCUUAUUCACAAAAAAACAAUACCAGGAACAGCAGCAAAAUUAAGACUUCUAGUCCAGCAUGAAAUAAACACUCUCAGAGCACUGGGGAAACAUGGACUUCAACCUGCCCUAAUUGUUCACUGGGCAAAACGUCUUCAUAAAACAGGCAGUAGUCUAAAUUCUUUCUAUGACCAAAGGGAAUACAUUGGACGAAGUGUUUAUUAUUGGAAAAAAGUUUUGCCUAUGCUGGAAAUCAUCAAAAAGAAGAAAAGUGUUCCUGAACCUAUUGAUCCUUUGUUCAAACACUUCCAUAGUGCAGAUAUUCAGGUUUCUCAGGUUGCAGAAUACGAAGAGGAGGCAUAUAUAGCAUUUGCUAUGUUGGAUGCAGUUGAUGGAAAAACCGAGGAUGCUUUGCUAGCACUUGAAGCUAUUAAAAACGUUGUUUCUUAUUGGAAUCUUGCACUAAUUUUCCAGAGAAAGGCUGAAGAAAUUGAGACUGAUGCACUCUCACCACAAGAACAAGAAGAGUGCAAAAGUCACUUGCAGAAGAGCAAAGACUAUCUAUUAAAGAUCAUUGAUGAAAGUUUUACAGACACUUCAGUAAUUGAGAAGUUACCAGUGUCAAUAGAAACUGUUAAGGAGAUGCUGGAUACAGUAAUUCAAGAACUUGGGGAUUAUGGCGAAGAAGGAAGUCCUGUCUUCAAGAAUGGCCUAUCCCGAACUGUAGAUUCAGAAUUUAAACACUCCACUCCAUCGCCAACAAAAUUUUCUUUAUCACCAAGUAAAAGCUACAAGUUCUCUCCCAAAACUCCCCCUCGUUGGGCAGAGGAUCAGAAAUCUUUACUUCAGAUGAUCUGUCAGCAAGUAGAAGCCAUUAAGAAUGAGAUGCAUGAAAUGAAACUCAAUAAUUCCAACUCCAACUUGUCAUCUCAUCGGUGGCCUGCUGAAGGCUAUGGCACAGACACAAUGUCAGAUGGCUAUCAGGGAACACAGAACUUUCAUGGAGCUCCACUAACAGUUGCUACCACUGGCCCAUCAGUUUACUACAGUCAAUCGCCUGCGUAUAACUCUCAGUAUCUUCUCAGAACAGCUGCAACCAAUGUAACGCCAACAAAGAUUCCUUCAGAUACUGGAGUUAAAUCUGCAAAAGAAGGAUUUAGCUUUUCAAUGCCUGUUCCUGCAGGUGGAUUUAAAUUUGGCAUACAGGAGCCUAGUAAAAAUAUCACAAAAAAGGAUGAGCCACCCAAAGAAAGUACCAAUGGCUUCUUAAACAGUGGUGAUGAAAAAGAGAAAAAGGAGAAUUCCACAAAGGGUGUAACUGGUAUCCAGUCUCCUAACGUCUCUAACAAACAGAACAGUGAUUUAGUUUUUGGCCAGAAUAGCAGCACUUUCACUUUUGCUGACCUUGCAAAAACUACUUCUGGAGAAGAAUUUCAGUUUGGUAAAAAAGAUCCAAACUUCAAGGGUUUUUCAGGUGCAGGCGAAAAGUUAUUUUCCUCACAGAGUUCUAAAGUGGCUCAAAAGGCUAAUACUUCUGUUGAUCUUGAGAAGGAGGAUGAUGCAUAUAAGACAGAGGACAAUGAUGAUAUCCAUUUUGAACCUGUAGUCCAGAUGCCUGAAAAAGUGGAACUAGUGACAGGGGAAGAGGAUGAGACAGUGCUCUAUUCACAAAGAAUAAAACUAUUUAGGUUUGAUCCAGAAACAAGCCAGUGGAAAGAACGUGGUGUUGGCAACUUGAAAAUUCUUAAAAAUGAAGUUAAUGGGAAACUAAGAAUGUUAAUGCGACGUGAACAGGUACUGAAAGUAUGUGCAAACCAUUGGAUAACAACUACCAUGAACUUGAAAUCUCUGUCUGGUUCAGACAAAGCAUGGAUGUGGUUAGCCAGUGACUUUUCUGAUGGAGAUGCAAAAUUGGAGCAGCUGGCAGCUAAAUUCAAGACGACAGAGCAGGCUGAGGAAUUCAAACAGAAGUUUGAAGAGUGUCAGAGGCUGCUGUUGGAUAUACCACUGCAGACCCCACAUAAACUUGUGGAUACUGGUAGAACAGCUCAACUCAUACAGAAAGCAGAAGAAAUGAAAAGUGGGUUGAAAGAUCUCAAAACCUUCUUGACAGAUGAUAAAACUAAAUUGACAGAAGAAGAGAAUAAAAACUCAGCUUCAGCCAGUAGUACCUCUGAUUUAAUUAUAAAGCCACAUGCUGAAAGCACUGGGCCUACUCUGGAGUGGGAUAACUAUGAUUUACGUGAAGAAGCAUUGGAUGAUAGUGUAAGUAGCUCUGUGUAUGCCUCACCUCUGGCAAGUAGCCCUGUGAGAAAAAACCUAUUUAGAUUUGGGGAGUCUACAACAGGAUUUAAUUUUAGUUUCAAAUCUGCCUUGAGCCCAUCAAAAUCUCCUGCCAAACAGAAUCAGAGCAGGUUGUCUGUGGGAACAGAUGAAGAGUCUGAUCUUACUCAAGAAGAAGAAAGAGAUGGACAGUACUUUGAACCUGUGGUACCUUUACCUGACCUUGUAGAAGUGGCAAGUGGUGAAGAAAAUGAGCAAGUUGUCUUCAGUCAUAGAGCUAAACUCUACAGAUAUGAUAAAGAUGCUAAUCAGUGGAAAGAAAGGGGCAUUGGGGAUAUAAAGAUCUUGCAGAAUUAUGACAAUAAACAAGUUCGUAUCGUAAUGAGAAGAGACCAGGUAUUAAAACUCUGUGCCAAUCAUAGAAUAACACCAGACAUGAACAUGCAACAGAUGAAAGGAACUGAAAGAGCCUGGGUAUGGACUGCAUGUGACUUUGCAGAUGGGGAAAGAAAGGUAGAGCUCUUAGCUGUGCGAUUUAAACUACAAGAUGUUGCAGAGUCAUUUAAGCAAAUUUUUGAUGAAGCAAAGCAUGCCCAAGAAAAAGACACCUUGAUUACACCUCUUUCUUCACGUGCCAGUACACCAAGAGAGUCUCCAUGUGGCAGAAUUGCUGUAGCUGUACUGGAGGAAACUACCAGGGAGAGAACUGAUCUGAACCAGGAUGGCGAUACCUCUGAUGUGACUGUAGAAGUUUCAGAGGUGUCAAGCACUUCUGAAACGCCAACAAAAACGGUGGUUUCUCCUCCAAAGUUUGUAUUUGGUUCAGAAUCGGUCAAGAGCAUUUUCAGUAGUGAAAAGUCAAAGCCAUUCACAUUUGGAAAUACUUCAGCUACAGGAUCUCUAUUCGGUUUCAGCUUUAACUCUCCUUCAAAAAGCAGAAGUGAAGAGGAUAGUUCAGUGUCUCAAAACAUAAUGCAGAGAGAACUAGAGCUUACAGUAACUGAGCCUCAGGAAAGCUACACUGCCAAUCAGAAGCCUACAGACAGCAAGGGAGAAAAUUACUUGGUUACAUCAGCAGCAGGAUCCUCAAAUUACACAUUUAAAACACUAGAAAAAGUUGAGAGGAAAAAGGAAACUGAUGUAGAACUUCUCUCUGAUGUACUCAUUGUUUAUGAGCUAACACCUACCCCUGGACAAAGAGCUCUUGCUGACUCUCUUAAACUACCUUCAACAUUCUUCUGCUACAAGAAUAAGCCUGGCUACUUAAGUGAAGAGGAUGAUGAUGAAGACUAUGAAAUGGCUGUUAAGAAACUUAAUGGAAAGCUAUAUCCUGAUGAUCCUAAAGAGCAUAAAACAUCAAAAGAUCCUGUGCAAGGUAUCAUGGGAGAAACUGAACCAGCGAAUGAGAGAGAGUGUGUUAUUGUUUGGGAAAAGAAACCAACUCCUGAAGAAAAGGCUAAAGCAGAGACUCUAAAGCUUCCUUCUACGUUUUUCUGUGGUGUUGGUAGUGAUACUGAUGAGGACAAUGACAAUCUGGAAGACUUUCAGACAGAACUUAAAAAAGUUCAAGAAGCCAAAGAGUUUUUGGAAAAUGAAGUUACCAGUUCAACUGAUAUAGUCUGUACCAGUGAGGCGGAAGUUUCUGUUCCAUUAACCAGUGAGGCUGAAGUAUCUCUUCCAUCAACCAGUGAGGCUGAAGUAUCUCUUCCAUCAACCACUAAAUGUGAAGAGCCAGAUUCAACCACAGAAUCCCCCCCCACAUCACAGACUUUGUCAGGAACUGAUGACAAACCUGUUGAUUUGUCAACUAAAAAAGAAAAUGAUCCAAAUUUAACAGAGUCCACAAACCAAGGAAGCAGAACAGUCGCAUUUGGAUUUGACACUACUUCUGGCUUGUCAUUUGCAGAUCUGGCUUCAAAUUCUGGGGAUUUUGCUUUUGGUUCUAAAGAUAAAAACUUCAAAUGGGAAAAUACAGGAGCAGCUGUAUUUGGAGUCCAGCCAGCCAGUAAAGGAGAUGAAGAUGAAGAUGGUAGUGAUGAAGAAGUUGUACAUAGUGAUGAUAUCCACUUCGAACCUAUAGUAUCCUUACCAGAGGUGGAGGUGAAAUCUGGAGAAGAGGAUGAAGAAAUUCUCUUCAAAGAGAGGGCAAAACUCUAUCGAUGGGACAGAGAAGUCAAUCAGUGGAAAGAGCGUGGAGUUGGAGAGAUAAAAAUUCUCUUCCAUACACAGAAGAAAUAUUACAGAAUUUUAAUGAGAAGGGACCAAGUUCUCAAAGUGUGUGCAAAUCAUGUAAUCACAAAAACAAUGAAUUUAAAGCCCUUGAAUACAUCAAACAAUGCGUUAGUAUGGACUGCCACAGAUUAUGCUGAUGGCGAAGCAAAAGUAGAACAACUUGCAGUUCGAUUUAAAAGCCAAGAAAUGGCCGAUUCCUUCAAGAGGAGAUUUGAAGAAUGCCAACAAAAUUUGUCAGAACUUCAGAGAGCACAUGUAUCCUUGGCAGCAGAACUGUCAAAGGAAACCAACCCUGUAGUGUAUUUUGAGGUUUCUGCUGACGAUGAACCUUUAGGACACAUAACCAUGGAACUAUUUUCAAAUAUUGUUCCUCGAACUGCUGAAAAUUUCAGGGCCCUGUGCACAGGGGAAAAAGGAUUUGGAUUCAAGAACUCUAUAUUUCACAGAAUAGUUCCUGACUUUGUGUGUCAGGGAGGAGAUAUCACUAGGCAUGAUGGAACAGGUGGACGGUCCAUUUAUGGAGAUGCAUUUGAGGAUGAGAACUUUGAAGUGAAACACACUGGUCCUGGAUUACUGUCGAUGGCAAAUCGUGGCCGGGACACCAAUAAUUCUCAGUUUUUUAUCACUCUUAAAAAAGCAGAACACCUGGACUUUAAACAUGUGGUAUUUGGGUUUGUGAAGGAUGGCAUGGAUGUUGUGAAAAAAAUGGAAUCUUUUGGUUCUCCCAAAGGGUUGGUGAAUAGAAUUGUCAUCACAGACUGUGGGCAAAUAUAAUGUCUAAGUAGUGAUUCUACAGAUAUGUGCACUAACAGCAUAAAUCAAAGUUGGGCUGUUGUAGACUAAUUAUGUUCAGCUUUUUUAAAAUUGACAUUUCUGAUGUAUAAAUGUAAAAUUACAACUUAUAGAAAAGUACUUUUUUUAUGUGUUAAUUGACUUUGCAUGUUGUGAAAUAAAAGUUCAAACACU